Striga hermonthica is the source of this 1093-nucleotide messenger RNA. The record is from the annotation of a GenBank genome assembly. Lineage: Eukaryota; Viridiplantae; Streptophyta; Magnoliopsida; Lamiales; Orobanchaceae.
GGUUUCCUGCAAAUGGCCGCGAAUCAAAGUGAAGAUCUAUCAGAUCAGCUUGAACGUUUCUCGCUCUCAGAAAGGGAAGCAGAGCUUAUUGACAUAGCUCAGACGGAUAUAAAAUUAAGCGCAGAAGAAUGCAGCCGGAGUCUAUUUGGGAAAAUAAUCGGAGACAGAGCAGCCAGCUGGAUUGGUGUCAAAAGAACUAUGUCUAACAUCUGGAGGCUAUCGCAGCCAAUGGAGAUAAAGGAAUUAAGUCCGAAUUUCUUCCAAUUUAUUUUCCAGAACAAAGAGGAUGUUCAGAAGGUUGCCAAUGGUAUUAACUGGAGCUUUGAGAACCAGUACUUAGUACUCAAAGAAUGGAGAUCAGGUAUUUCUAGUAAACACCCCUGUUUCAAUGAACUCAACAUUUGGGUUCAAGUCAACAAUGUACCAUUAAACUGGUUGAGUACUGAGGUAGGCCUAAAAAUUGGCAAAGUAUUUAAACAUGUCAAAAAUGUUGUCCUGGCUAAUUCUGGGAAUCAUGGAGGAAAAUUUCUCAGAUUGUUAGUUACUCUGAACCUGGAAGAACCUCUGCCAAGAUUGGCUUGUAUCAGACUCGGAGAAGAGGUAACUAAGGUAGGAUUCAAAUACGAGAAGCUCCUUAAUCUGUGUCAUUACUGUGGAUUGAUUGGGCAUCUGGACAGAAGUUGUUCAAAGAGAAUCUCAGAUAUUACCAACAACACUCUCAAGGAAGGGCAGUACGGAGGUUUUCUGAAAGUAUCUGAAGGCCAAAAGUGGUUUGAUAAUAAUCAUUCAUCCUCAAGAGGAUCUCCACAACAACCAGAAUCUCCCUCUGACAAUGCUCAAAGAGCCACACCAACUACAGACUCCCAACAGGCAGAGACAAACCAACAACUCAUUAAUGUUGAAGACACUUUUCUAUCUAAAUCUGCAGAAGGAGCACAGCACUCUGGAGCCUCAUCCUCACAAUAUCCUAUCCAGCAAAAUACCUCGACUGAUUUAUCUUUGCAAAUUAUUGAAUCUGGCAAAGACAUGGAGGUGGACGCUAGUGCCAGCAUUCUAUCCCCAAUUCUAUCUAUCCAAGGCUCUUUUCCAUCGA